CGAUAAACAUACAAAAAUCAGGAAAGAGUAAAAUAAUAUUACACAGCACUGUACUAGCUCCGACUACUACUACCACCACUACCACUUAUGAUGAUGACGGCGAUGACGAUGGCGAAGAUGAAGGUGAUGGUGGUGGUGAUGAUGAUGAUGAUGAUGAUGAAGCCAAACAAAGUGUCGUCACGGUCACGUGUCGUCAUCUGCUCCACAGCCCGCGCUCGCGCCUUUUUUUUUUCGCCCUCUCUUGUUUGUGUGUGUGUAUGUGAAAUUUAAGAAGGCUCACACACUUGCAAAGCGAGCACGAGCGAACUCACGCGUAGCGACAGACGAGAAGACGACGAUGACGAUGAUGAUGAUAUUCUUUCUUUUACUACUCUGCAUACACUGUCCGGUCAGUAUGUCAGUGACGGUGAGCUCUCCAAAAACUAAAGUGGAGGUCCAUGAACACACAGAUGCUGUUCUGUCCUGCGACUUUCGCACUGAGAAGGACCAGAAUCCUCGAAUUGAGUGGAAGAAGAAAGAAAAAGCCGUGACCUUUGUCUACUUCAAUCACAAAUUUACCAGCUCGUAUGCAGGCCGGGCCAAAAUGGAGGGAGCCACUCUGACCAUCCACUCUGUGACACAAAAAGACUCCGGGGAGUAUCGCUGUGAGGUGACCGCCGGCGAUGACCACGUCAGCUUCGGAGAGGCCACCGUCACCCUCGAUGUACACGUGCCGCCCCACAUCCCGUCUUGCGAAGUGCCCCACUCGGUGUUUGUGGGCUCCGACCUGGAGCUCCUGUGCAAAGACAAGCAGAGCGUGCCCCCGGCGACGUACAGCUGGUACAAAGAUAACAGGGCCCUGAAGGUCUCGUCCAACACGCCGUACAGCAUGGACACGCGCAGAGGCACCCUGAAGUUUACAAGCGUUUCCAAAGUGGAUUCUGGGAUGUAUCGCUGCGAGUCCUCCAACAGUGUGGGGGCACCCAAAAGCUGCGUGGCACAACAACUAAAAGUUAUUGACUAUCCGGUGGAUACCGCCAUUUUGAUCGCUGGCGCUUCAGGUUUUGUGGUUCUCACGCUCCUCUGCUGCAUCUGUGUGUGUGUAUGCCGACGUCAAGGAUGCUGCAAGAAAGAGAAGAAAACAAAAAGUUUGUCUUGCAGCGCCAAGUCGUACAACCCUCCUCCUCCUCCACCCAUCCACAAUAUCAAGACCUACAAACCAACUCAGUCCUUCAUGAUCUGAUUCGUGCAAUGAGGGUCAAACCAAUCCAGAAUUCAACAUGUUAUUCUUCAAUGCACUGGACUGUUUAGCCCACGCUGGUAUUUUCUCAAAGACCAAAACCUAAAGCAGACUUUUGUCAUAAUCUUUGCUGGACCCCUCCCAGACACAAAUGUGGCUCAAGGGCAAUUUCUGCCAUGUCUAUGUAACACAGGGUUCAAAGUUUUAUGCAGGUUUGAUUAUUUGCUAUUUCUGUGAGGAGUGAAGGAGUUGCACUCUCACUAAAGGUGCCAGUAUUACACUCAUGCCCGUUCACUUAUUUUGACAAACUAGCAAAGAUUCCGAUUGCAUUUGAUCUAUUUUUCCAUACACAGAACCUUUAUUUUUCUUGUUACUAUGUUCAUAUUCUUCGUUUUACAACACUGUAUGUGUUUGUGUGUAAAUGUGUGAUAGUUACUCUCUUUCACUUUUGUUUGCGUGUGACUUAAGAAACAAUUGAACGGGUGUCUGCAAACACUGAAGGAUCUUUGUAUACAGUUCGACAUUUAUAUUUUCACAAAUUUCACAUCUGCCUUUGUAGAAGAAAAUGGAGGUUGUGCAUUUUUUUUUUCAAUUCAAACCUCCUAUUUCAA
Hippocampus comes (tiger tail seahorse) is the source of this 1830-nucleotide messenger RNA. RefSeq names its product junctional adhesion molecule 2b (gene jam2b). The record is from RefSeq and is a predicted model, not a curated record. NCBI's taxonomy places the organism in Eukaryota, Metazoa, Chordata, Actinopteri, Syngnathiformes, Syngnathidae. Gene Ontology annotation, biological process: leukocyte cell-cell adhesion. The transcript is spliced from 10 exons. The coding region runs from base 338 to 1222 and encodes 294 amino acids. Gene Ontology annotation, cellular component: cell surface; tight junction; plasma membrane.